Messenger RNA from Punica granatum (pomegranate), 1230 nucleotides. The record is from RefSeq and is a predicted model, not a curated record. NCBI's taxonomy places the organism in Eukaryota, Viridiplantae, Streptophyta, Magnoliopsida, Myrtales, Lythraceae.
CGUCUCCCUCUUCCUUUCCUUCCUUCCUUCCUCCCUCCGUCGAAUCUCGAUAGCGAUUUCGUCAGAGAACCACCGCACCGGAGCUGCCGAAGCAGACGGCGACGAGGGGAGAGAACGCGAUGGCCGUGUCCCGGAGGAGCGGUCUCUCUUGUUCUCCGUCCAUGUAGAGGUGUUUUGAUGGUCGGAUGAUAUCAUGUUGCAGUGCAUAGAAAGUUUCAAGCAAUUAUUUGCUUCCAUAUUGAAGUGCUGUGAUCUCGACAUAUAUAAACAAUCUAGGGGCCUAGAAGAUCCCGAACUUCUCGCAAGGGAGACUGUUUUCAGCGUUAGUGAGAUCGAGGCACUCUAUGAGCUCUUCAAGAAGAUUAGCAGUGCCGUAAUUGAUGAUGGUCUGAUUAACAAGGAAGAGUUUCAAUUGGCACUAUUCAAAACAAACAAAAAGGAGAGUCUUUUUGCUGAUCGGGUGUUCGACUUGUUUGACACAAAGCACAAUGGGAUUCUGGGAUUUGAAGAGUUUGCCCGUGCUCUCUCAGUAUUUCAUCCGAAUGCCCCCAUUGAUGAAAAGAUUGAGUUUUCGUUUCAAUUGUACGACCUCAAGCAGCAAGGUUUUAUUGAGAGGCAGGAGGUGAAGCAAAUGGUAGUAGCUACGCUUGCCGAAUCCGGAAUGAAUCUUUCAGACGAUGUCAUAGAAAGUAUAAUUGAUAAGACAUUUGAGGAAGCUGAUACAAAACAUGACGGGAAGAUUGACAAGGAAGAGUGGAGAAGUCUUGUUCUCCGACAUCCAUCUCUGUUGAAAAACAUGACCCUACAGUACCUGAAGGAUAUCACGACGACAUUCCCAAGUUUUGUUUUCCAUUCCCAGGUGGAUGAUACCUGAGCUUUUUGAGAGUGCUGUGAACCGAGCCCGGUAGGAUUGAUUGGUCAAUUUUUUUGGUCGUUGUCAAGGUUUGCACUGCCGUUUUGCUGCAUUCUUGGUCUCUGUCAGAGUAGCUUGGCCCCUUCUUGUACACAGACGCAGAGAGUUUGCCUUUUAAGGAUUUCCUUGUGUUGGUAUUCUUUUCCCUACAACAUUUAUUCACUUGCUGGAUGUUUGGCUUCCCGUUUGUUGUCAAAUGUACUUUGGUUUGCCCCAAUAUAGAACGAUGAGAGUUUCGAAGGAAAUUAUUUUCAUGUUUCGGAGGUUGUAAAUAGAGCUAUUAAAUCAGAUUCUCAUUUGAAGAUGCUUGUUGCUUA